This is a messenger RNA of Meleagris gallopavo (turkey), 3171 nucleotides long. Lineage: Eukaryota; Metazoa; Chordata; Aves; Galliformes; Phasianidae. The record is from RefSeq and is a predicted model, not a curated record.
CGGCGGAGGGAGUUGGAGCGGAGCGCGGAGCGCGGCCGGGAUCUGCUGCGGGGGGAGCGGAGAGGAGAUGAGCGGCCGAAAGAGGAGGCGGAAGCCGGCGGUGGACGCGAGAGCGCGCCUUCGUCCCGGGAGCUGGAGGAGCUGGAGCUGCUGAACGCCGCCCUGGAGAAAGCGCUGAGAGUCAGAAAAAGCAUCUCCAGAACGCCCGCAGCGGCACGGGGAGCUGGGGGAGCAAAGACUGCGGGCGGGGAGUCUGAUGGUGGAGAUACGAGAGAGCUGAAGGAGCCUGCGGCCAUCGGAGAUGGUGGAGAUACGGGAGAGAUGAAGGAGCCUGCGGCCAUCGGAGACGGCCCUGUGGCUGCCCGCCCCAGCCACCAGGUGAGAGCUGGAAGCCAGCAGCUCACCGCAGCCAAGAAACCUCCUCCAUACCGGCUGCGAGCACCGUACAGGACUGACCCAGACGUGAGAAGAACCCAAAGGAAAGCCCCGGCGGGACAUGUCAGCAGGGCUCCUGGAGCGGCUGGGAAGAGCUCUUCCAAAGUUGUGGCUCCCAAACAAGGAGGCAGGCGUGGGCCGGCGGUCCCUGCGGCAGCUGCACCCCAGAGGACAACCAGCUUCCCCAGGUCUGCCCCCAGCGAACGGCACGGCGGCCCUGCUGGGGAAGGGAGCUCAGUGUCCGUGUGUGGGCAGCAGCUCAGUGAUGGGAAGAGGUGCUGUGGUGCCCUCGGGCUGCCCGGCGGAGCAGAGGAGCACACAGCUGCUGCAGGGAGCGCAUCGCCGCGGGCAGCCGUGCUGCAGGAGCAGGGAUGCCAGCUGGAGCUGCCCCUUCCCUACAGGAAAGCCCACACCAGGAACUCCCGGGCAUGGGAGAAGUGCCGUCUCUGCCACACGAGUGCUGAUGCAGCGGCUGCGAGGACGCGUUUCACAGAGAGGACCCAGAGCACUUUUCGUUCACCAACGCCGACACUCAGCCCUGCGGAGAUAGAGGAGGAAUUAAAAGCCCUCCAGGAUGUCUCCUCCCGUCUGAGCCUGUAUGUGGAAGCAGAGUCUGCAGACCAUCCCACUCUUCAAAGAGAGUAUGAAAGCCUUCUGACCUUGGAAGGUCUGCAAAGCACGGUCUCCCGGUGCUUGCAUAAGCUGCAGCUUCUAAAAGCAGCUGUGGAGUCCCAAAGGAGGCUGCAUCCAGACUGCACUGGGGACCAAGGAGACUGCUGUGCAGCCCAUGCUGCUGGGGCUCAGGUGUGUGGCAGCGCAGGCACGCUGGCUGUGCCUCUCCUGUGCUACUCCAGGCUCCAGGAACUGAGGGAUCUGUUUGCCUUGAAGCUGCAAGUGUCUAUGCUGCACCAGGAGAUUGCCUUACAAAAGGUGAGUCUUCAAGGGUUCGUGCUGCCGUGGUAGGGUGAGAAAAGGCAGCUGUGGAGCAGCAGGGAGCAGUAGCACAGCAAGCUUUCCCAGUAGUAUUUCUUUAUGCCUCACAUCCGUGUCCCAUCAGUGCCACACUGACUUUGUGGAAGAACAGACCUACCCUUUCAACAGCUUUAAGUGUCUGAGCCUCUUCUGAUAACAUUUUCUUCCCACUCUCCUGGAGUGUGGCAGUGCAGGCUGAAGUUGGUAGUGCUUGGAGAUCAGCUUUGGCCCCUUUACCGUCCCAUCAGGGCCCCCGCUUUGUCAUCCUCUCGUGUGACCUCUUCAGGUAGCAAACUUCUGUGCUGUCUGCUGUUUUCCUUUUCUUGUCAACCUCUGUGCAGCUAAUCUUGACUUUCUCUUCCUUCCACGGCCUGUAAGAACAUGAAAGGAGGUCAGCCUCUCCACCAGCCCGAGCACUGCUUGCUGUAUGGGGACCAUUCGUUCUUCUCGACAGCAAAGGGCAGAGAUCUGUGAGGCUGUGUCUGCCUUUGACCUACCCUUCAACCUACCUCAGUGACAGAGGCUUUGGAAAUGCAAUUGUUUAUAACCCAGGGAAGUUAUUUGUAAGAUGCCAUGCUUUUCUCCCUGGCUGAAGAUGGACUGUUGCUUGUUUCUAGAUGGGAUUUUAGUGCUAUAUCCUUGAAUUACGGGUUGUGAGGUCUUUGCUUUUAUCUGCCCAAAGCUUCAGUGACUGAAGCCCCUUGCUUCACUGGUGGGUCCCAUUUCUUCUGCACGAGGAUUUAAAUAGGUGCUGUGUGCCAGCUGAGCUCUGAGUAUCUGAAGCAGCUCUCUUCAGAGUGUGCAAGGUGCAUGAAAUUCUUGGGACAGGUGAGGUGAAUGGAGUCGGUGCGGGAUAAAUAACCGGGGAAAAGAUCUAUCUAUCCCUGGGCCGAGCCUGUGCAUUGCAGGAAGAGGAACAGCAGGAAUCAGAGCAAGUGCUGUUAACUCUUAGCUUGUCUUCGGUGAAGGUCUGUUUCCCUUUAUUCUUCUGUAUCAGGAACAGGUCAGGGGAUGGAAUAGAGAGUGGGCUUUCUCUUAAGAGUGCUACAUUCCCCCACCUGUGCCAGUUUUUCCCUCAGGUGGCAUUUUGUCUGCAGAUCUUCACUCUUUUCAGAGAUUAGCAAAUGUGCUGUUCCUGUUUCCUGCAGAGACUUAUAGAGAACUGUAGAGAGGACCCCUCUGCAGCUUCCCAGAGUGCUGUGAUGUUUGGGUCUUCCUUUCUGUCCUCCACUGGAACAUGCUUGGAGGGAUGUGACGAUCACAUGGAGUUUAUCAUCUACUCCUGUCGUGAGAAGCACACGGCAGGCCACAUGCAGCUCCAAUGAGCAAUGAGUUCGUUAGCAGGUAGCAGCUGAAAAAAUCCCUGGCCAACUUUCUGAGCAUUCAUUCUAGACCGACACACCGAAGGUUAGCUUUUGUCUCUUGAUAGUGAGUUCGUGUGUGCUUCAGUUGUCAGUCACAUCGCAGAGCUUGAUGCCGUUAUGCUGGCCAGCAGGUUGCUGGAGAGUGGGCUGAGCUCAUCCAGAGCUGGGCUUUGUGAGCCGGGUGUCAGGCAGUCAAAAAGAGGAGCUGUGCUUAGCAGUGGGUCAGUAAGCCCUCAGUGCUGUGGUUGCAGAGCUGCCAUAUCAACAUCAGCUUCACCCCGUUCAACAUCCAACAUCAGCUUUAACGACUGUUAACAGCUUUAACGAUUGUUUAUGAGGGUGGAUAGUGAUAGGACACGAGGGGAAGGUUUUAAACUGAGAUAGGGGAGGUUUAGGUUGG